Molecule: messenger RNA, 798 nt
Organism: Eruca vesicaria subsp. sativa (arugula)
Lineage: Eukaryota; Viridiplantae; Streptophyta; Magnoliopsida; Brassicales; Brassicaceae
Source: the annotation of a GenBank genome assembly
AUGGCUGAGAAAGAAGAAGUAAAGCUUUGGGGGAUAUGGGCGAGCCCUUACAGCCGUCGUAUCGAGAUGGCUCUCAAACUCAAAGGCAUACUGUACGAUUAUGUUGAAGAAAUAUUGGAGCACAAAAGCCCUUUGCUUCUUGCACUCAAUCCUAUCCAUAAGAAGGUCCCUGUUCUUGUUCACAAUGGUAAAACCAUUCUUGAGUCUCGAGUGAUUCUUGAAUACAUCGAUGAGACUUGGAAGCAGAAUCCACUUCUUCCUCAGGAUCCUUACGAGAGAUCUAAGGCUCGUUUCUUAGCCAAACUGGUCGACGAACAGAUUAUGACUACGGGAUUUGUAUCAAUGGCAAGAGCAGACGAAAAAGGAAGAGAGGCUCUGGCCGAGCAGACAAGAGAACUGAUCAUGAAUCUGGAGAAGGAACUUGUCGGAAAAGAUUUCUUUGGCGGUAAGAGUGUCGGGCUCUUGGAUUUAGUUGCGGGAAGUACAAUUCCGUUUUGUUUGGAGAGAGGUUGGGAAGGAAUGGGAAUCGAAGUGAUUACAGAGGAGAAGUUUCCAGAGUACAAAAAAUGGGUGAAGAACUUGGAGAAGCUUGAGUUUGUGAAAGAUUGUAUUCCUCCAAGAGAGAAACAUGUUGAACACAUGAAUAAAAUGGGUGAGAGAAUCAGAUCGGCUUAAAUGUUCUUUACUUUUUUUUAUGAUUAGUUCUUUGUUCUAAUCAGAUCAAGCUAAUGUUAUCGUAGUUUGCUCAAAAAAAAAUCGUGUUUCUCUUAUUAAUAAAGACUAGAGACUUUUUCUGCG